AUGGCGCCUGUAGAUAGCUCUACGCUUCACCUGCUUUUGUUGAUCUUCUGGACUUUAUGGCAGAGUUCCACGUCCAGCCAAGUCCGUCACGAGUUCCAGGUUCUGGAGGAGCAGCCGGUCGGGACGUACGUGGGCACGGUGGAGACGAGACCGGGUUUUACCUACCGCUUCGGCGAGAGCCACAAACUCUUCAUGAUCAACGGGACGACCGGCGUGAUCCGGACGUCGACGGUGAUAGACCGAGAGACCCUGCCGAGUGAUGUCAUAAACGUCGUGGUGCUGUCCAGCCAGCCUACCUAUCCUACAGAGGUCCGAAUCGUGGUUCUGGACGUUAACGACAACGCUCCCGCCUUCCCGGACGCGACCAUCACCGUCUCGUUCCGAGAGGACGCCGCCGGAGGAAGGCAGGUCAUCCUGGACACGGCUACAGACGCCGACAUCGGGGUCAACGGAGUAGAUCACAACACCUACCGGAUCAUCAGGGGCAACGACAAGGGGACGUUCCGCCUGGAUAUUACAGUCAACCCGAGUGGACAGGGGGCCUUCCUGCACCUAGUAACCACCGGGGGCUUGGACAGGGAGCUCACCUCUUUCUACCAGCUCCUCGUCGAGGUCCAGGAUAAAGGGGAACCUAAGAAAUUCGGCUACCUCCAGGUCAACGUCACCGUCCAGGAUGUGAACGAUAACCCGCCCACGUUCGACCUGGACCAGUACCAGACCAGCGUGUUCGAGGAUGCUGCGAUAGGGUCCGGCGUGCUGCAGGUCACCGCCGCCGAUCAGGACGAAGGUGCCAACGCUGAUAUCAGGUACUUCUUAGAUGAAGGGACGCCGUUCCAAAUCGACCCCAAAGCAGGUACGAUAACCAUCAAAGAGGCGCUGAAUUACGAGAGCAAGAAAGAAUAUUCAUUCACCAUACACGCUACCGAUAACGGGGCGCCAUCGCUGUUAGGGAGGGCAGAGGCGACUAUUAAAAUCCUCGACGUCAACGACAAUGACCCCGUGGUUAAAUUUAGGUACUUCCCAACCACGUCUAAAUUUGCCUCUGUGGAUGAAAACGCUCAGAUCGGGACGGUCGUGGCGCUGCUCACCGUUUCUGAUUCGGAUUCCUCCAGCGCUAACGGUAACAUAUCCGUGUCUAUUCUGGGAGGGAACGAGCAGGCCCACUUUGAGGUGCACACCUCGCCCGUGCCCAACCUCAGCUUAAUAAAGGUGGCUAGCGUGCUGGACAGAGAGCGCAUAUCGUCCUACAACCUCACCGUAUCGGUGUCGGAUAACGGACGCCCCGUGGCUCGAUCCUCCUUCGCCAGCUUGGUCAUAUUCGUCAACGAUAUCAACGACCAUCCGCCAAUAUUCCAGGAAGCGGUGUAUAGGGUCGAUAUUAGCGAGGACGUUCCCAAAGGCAGCUACGUCAAAGGAGUUUCGGCUACCGACGGCGACUCUGGUCAGAAUGCUAACCUGCGCUACUCGCUGGUAUCAGGAAACAGUUUGGGUUGGUUCGCCAUCAGCGAGAACAGCGGACUGGUUACUAGCGCCGCGCUGCUCGAUAGGGAAACGGCGUCCGAGGUGGUGCUUAACAUCAGCGCCAAAGAUCAAGGCCUACAGCCCAAGAUAUCGUACACCACGCUGGUCGUGAACAUCACAGACGUGAACGACCAAACGCCGACGUUCACACAAAGCGCGUAUCACGUUUCGCUACUCGAGCAUUCGCCAGCUGGUAGUGAACUUCUGCAGCUGUCCGCCCUGGAUACAGAUCUCGGUGCCAACGGCACGGUACACUUCACAUUUGACCCAGAAACACCCGCCGGCGUGCAGGAACUCUUCCGGUUGGACUCGGUCACGGGGAAGCUGAGCGCUGCCAGCGAACUUGAUAGGGAAGAUCAAGGUUCCUACUUACUGCACAUCAAAGCGACUGAUGGAGGCUCACCGGCGCUACACGCCACCGCUAAAGUCAACGUCACGCUCAAAGACGUCAACGAUAACCGGCCCAUCUUUUACCCCGUCCAGUAUUUCGCCAGCAUCAGAGAGAACGAGCCUCCCGGGUGUCACGUCACGACCGUCUCGGCCUCCGAUCCCGACCUGGGUCGAAACGGCACCGUCAAAUACGGCAUUACCGCCGGCGACACGUCAAAGUUUCACGUCAAUAGCAACACGGGCCGGAUCACGACGCUCCUGCGGUUGGACCGAGACGACAAGACGAAUUACCGGCUGCAGGUUUCUGCGACGGACGGAGGAGAACUCCGGUCCCAAACGCACGCUAUCGUCACCGUCACCGUGAUCGACUCUCAGGAUAACCCGCCCACGUUCAGCCAGAAGGAAUACAGCUUCGUGAUGUUUGAAAACGUAGCCACGAACACGGUCGUAGGAACGAUCAUGGCUAACACGCUCGACCCGAACGCGAACGUCACUUACCUGAUAGCGUCUGGUGACCAGAAAGGACUCUUCAAUGUCGACAGCGCGACCGGACACAUCACGGCGACCGGACAGAUCGACCGAGAGGAGCAGGCGUUUUACCAGCUGAAGGUGGUCGCCAAAGGAGGCGACGUCACCGGAGAAGCUCUCGUAAACAUCACGGUGAAAGACCUGAACGAUAACGCUCCACACUUCCUUCAUCCCGUCGAGCACGUCAGCGCGGUGGAGAACUGGAAAACCGGACACGCUAUAUUUCAGGCCAAAGCGUACGACCCGGACGAAGGGACCAACGGGAUGUUAGCGUACAGCCUCCUGCAGAACCCCAAAGGACUCUUCCAUAUACAUGAAGACCAUGGACUGAUCACGCUCACCGGACCUCUAGAGGUCGCCACCAGUUCCUACCAGGUUGAGGUCAUGGCUUCUGACCUUGGCAUUCCUCAGCGCACCUCGACCUUCGUUUUGACCGUCAGCGUUUAUGACGUGAACGACCACGCCCCGGUGUUCGACCAGCUCUCGUAUGAGGUGGUCAUCCCGGAGUCCGAGCCGGUGAACGGGCGCUUCUUUAAGGUGGAGGCGGUGGAUAAAGACUCCGGAGUUAACGGCGAGAUCGUGUACGGCAUCACAAGCGGCAACACCAACAACGUUUUUGGGAUUUUCCCCGACGGGCAGCUGUACAUCAAGGCAGAACUGGACCGAGAGGUACAGGAGAGGUACAACCUGCUCCUGGUGGCCCGGGACAGAGCAGUGGAGCCGCUCAGCGCUAGUGUUAACGUGACCGUUAUCCUAGACGACGUCAACGACAACCGGCCACUUUUCAACAGCACCAACUACGUGUUCCGUUUUAAAGAGGAGCAGCCGCGAGGGUCGCCGGUCGGAAGGGUCUUCGCUGAGGAUAAAGAUUUCGGUCCGAACAGCGAGGUCAGGUACUCGUUUGAGACGCCUCAACCGAACUUCGAGCUGAACACCAUCACCGGGGAACUGACCAGCACCUUACAGCUGGACAGAGAGUCUCUGAUGAGGCAGCGAGGCACAGCGGUCUUCAGUUUUACUGUCAUUUCGUCCGACCAGGGACUCCCCAAGCCUCUCAAAGACCACGCCAAGGUACAAGUCUACAUCCAGGACAUUAACGACAACGCACCCAAGUUCACCAAGGACAUGUACCAGGCCUCGGUCUCCGAGUCAGCGCAGAACAUGACCCAGAUACUCCGAGUUUCUGCCUCAGAUGUGGACGAGAACCAAAACGGACUGGUGCGCUACCGUCUCUCGGAGGGCAACGAGGAACGCCAGUUCAGCAUCGACGGCAGCUCUGGUCAAGUCACACUCGUGGGGAGGUUGGACUACGAGACGACGUCUACAUAUUCUCUUAAGAUAAUAGCCGAAGACUCCGGGUUAGUCCCUCUGUCCUCGUCCUGCCUGCUAACCGUAACCGUCCUGGACGAGAACGACAACUCUCCCGCUUUCCCCAAGUCGACCAUGACUGUGGACGUCCUAGAGAACAUGAGGAUCGGAGAGCUGGUGGCGUCCAUCACAGCUACAGACGCAGACUCGGGUUCCAACGCCGAUAUAACGUACAGCAUCACGGCAAACAACAAUCACGGCACGUUCAGCAUCAGUCCCAGUACCGGGAGCAUCUUCCUGGUCCGAAAGCUCGACUAUGAAACUCAGUCCCUGUACAAGCUGAACAUCACGGCCAGGGACAACGGCCGGCCCCCCAGACUGUCCUUCAUACCCCUGGUCAUUCACGUCCGAGAUUUUAACGACAACCCACCCGUCUUCAUGCCGGGAGAUAUCUUCAAGUCCAUUCCCGAAAACCUUCCGCUGUCCACGUCGGUCGUGACGAUCACGGCGCACGACACCGACGCGGACAUCAAUGGGAUGCUGGAGUACUCCAUCGUCCAGCAGACGCCCAGAGGAAGUCAUUUCCGGAUUAACCCCGGUUCCGGGGUCGUUCUGACCAACAGCCAGAUCGACCGAGAGUUCUCCAACAUGUUCGAGCUCACCGUUAAAGCCACCGAUCUGGCAGUUCCCGUCGAGUUCCGCCGGUUCGCACUGAAGAACGUCACCAUAUGGAUCACGGAUCAAAACGACAACGUUCCCAGUUUCGUCUCGCAGAACGCCCUGGUGGCCGAACCCAACAUCGUGAUCGGAUCCAUCCUGACCACGGUUUCAGCUCACGACCCUGACGAGGGCGCGAACGGAGAGGUGGAGUACGAGUUAAUCAAGGGCGACUCGGAUACUUUCAUCAUGGACAGGUACAGCGGGGACAUACGCCUGGCGUCGCAGCUCGUCCCGUCCAGACUGGUCUACAGUCUCGUCGUCUCGGCCACCGACCACGGGACGGAGCGCAAGACGUCCAGGACCGAGCUAACUAUCAUAAUUCAGGGCACGGACGGGCCCGUCUUCUCUCAGCCCAAAUACAUCACCAUUUUAAGGGAAGGUCAACCUCCGGGUACCAACGUGAUCUCUCUGGACGCGUCCAGCCCUCGUGGAGCCGCCGCCAAAGUGGAGUAUUUCAUCGUAGCCGUGCGUAGCUCCGAGAAAGCCGUCGGGAGGCUUUUCACCAUCGGGCGUCACACCGGCGUGAUCCAGACGGUCACCGAGCUGGACAGGGAGCAGGGUGCCGACCUGUACCUCGUGGAAGUCUACGCCAUCGAGACCGAGACCAGCCAGCCCCGAACCCAACGAGCCGAGGUGGAGAUCACCCUGCAGGACGUUAACGAUAACGCUCCGCUCUUCCCCAGCGACGUUCUGGACGUGACGGUUCAGGAGAACGUCGGCGAUGGAUUCAGGAUAAUGCAGCUAACAGCCACCGACGCAGACGAGGGUCCGAACGCUCUGGUCACCUACACCAUCAUCAGCGGGGCGGACGACAGUUUCAGGAUCGACCCCGAGUCAGGUGACCUGACGGCCACGAGGCGAUUGGACAGAGAGCGCCGCUCCAAAUACUCGCUGCUGGUUCGAGCGGACGACGGUCAGCAAUCGUCCGACAUGUUCGUCAACAUCACAGUGAGCGACGUGAACGACCACACGCCCACCUUCUCCCGCCCCGUUUACUCCUUCGACAUCCCAGAGGACACGGCGGCGGGCUCCAUCGUGGCGGCGAUCCUGGCGAGCGACUCGGACUCCGGCUCUAACGGCGAGGUGACGUACUGCCUGGAGGAGGACGACGACGACUCCACCUUCCUGGUGAACCCGGUGACGGGCGUGUUUAACGUGACGCGGGCGCUGGAUUACGAAACGCAGCGCUAUUACAUCAUGACGGUGAAGGCGGAGGACGGCGGAGGACAGGCCAGCUACGUACGGGUUUACUUUAACGUGCUGGAUGUGAAUGAUAAUGCGCCGGUGUUUAACUCCACUCUGUACAGCACGUCCAUCCUGGAGGACCUGAACCCCGGAUCCUCCGUCCUCACGCUGGCGGCGGCUGAUGCAGACGACGGUCCGAACGCUCAGCUGGAGUUCCGUAUCGCUACAGGAGAUCAUCAGUCUCAGUUCAGCAUCAGUGACUCUGGUGUUCUUCAGACCACUAAAGCUCUGGACCGUGAAGCUCAGUCCUUCUACAACCUGGUCAUCACCGCUAACGAUCUGGCUCCGCCUCCCGCCGCCCGCUUCACCAGCACCGCCCAGGUCUCCGUCAUCCUGCUGGACGUCAACGACUGCCCGCCCGUCUUCAUCACGCAGAAGGUGGCCUUCAUCCAGGAGAACACGGCGGUGGACACGGUGGUGCUCACGGUGCAGGCGCUGGACCCCGACAGCGGCCCCAACAGCUACGUGGAAUACUCGCUGACCAAAACGUACGGGAGCAAGUUCAGCGUGGGGAACAUCGACGGGAACGUCCGGCUGAUCGGGGAACUGGACCGGGAGGAGAUGACCAAUUACACGCUCACCGUGAUCGCCACGGAUAAGGGCCGGCCUCCGCUGUCCUCCACCAUGGAGGUGACCAUGGUGGUUCUGGACGUGAACGACAACACGCCCAGCUUCUCGCAGAACAUCUACGACAUCGAGAUCGAGGAGAACAUGCUCACCGGAACCGACGUCCUGCAGGUGUUCGCUACCGACACGGACGACGGGACAAACGGACAAAUCCGCUUCUCCAUCGGCGCCGCUAACGGGAACUCGGAUUUCCGGAUCGAUUCGGUCACCGGCGUGAUUUCGGUGGCUAAACCUCUGGACCGUGAAGCUCGAUCUUCAUACUCGUUGGUGGUUCAGGCCUCGGAUCGCGGGAGCAGCCCCCGGGUGGACCGCGCCACCGUCAACAUUGUGCUGCUGGACGUGAAUGAUUGUGCGCCGCUCUUUGAGCCCUCGGUCUACACCGUCAACGUUCAGGAGAACCUGGAGGACCUUCCCAAGAACAUCCUACAGGUGGUGGCUCGUGAUGACGACGCCGGUCUGAACGGGCAGGUGAGCUUCACCCUGAGUGGAGGAAACGACGAGGGUUCCUUCAGCCUGACGUCCAGCGGCCAGCUCCGACUGGAGAGGACUCUGGACCGCGAGCUUCAGGACCGAUACCAGCUCACCGUCACCGCCAUCGACUCGGGUUCUCCGUCUCUGAGCGGCUCGGCCACCGUGGUGGUUCUGGUGGACGACGUGAACGACAUGGUUCCCUCCUUCGCCUCCUCGUCCUAUCACACGUCCGUAUCGGAGAACGCGCCCACGGGAAGUGAUGUCAUGCUGGUGAACGCCUCCGACGCAGACGUGGGUCCCAACGGAGCCAUCAGUUACCGGCUGACCGGAGGAGACGGGCAGUUCUCCAUCAAUCCAGCGACCGGACAGAUAAUAACCAGCUCACUGCUGGACCGAGAGACCAGAGCCAGUUACGAACUGCUGGUGGUGGCGUCAGACGGGGGGCAUCCCACGCCCCUGUCCAGCUCCGCCACCGUUUCCGUGGUGAUCAACGACGUUAACGAUAACCCACCCAGGUUUCAUCAUCAUCCGUACGUCACGCACAUCCCCGCCUCCACCGCUCCAGGUUCCUUGGUGUUUGCCGUCACCGUGACCGACGAGGACUCGGGCUCUAACGCCCAGCUGCACUACUCCCUCAGCGGCCGGAACUCCGACAAAUUCAUCAUCGACCCGCUCCGAGGUGCCAUCACCGCCGGCGAGAGGCUCAGCGGCACCUCCGAGGUCACGUUCACGGUCCGCGUCAAGGACGGCGGCAGCGGCCCCAAGUCUGACAGCACCACCGUGACCGUCCGGUUCGUCUCGGGCGGAGACUUUCCCAAGAUCAGGAUCAAAGAGAAGAGCUUCACGUUUCUGGAGAACCAAGCCCUGAACACGGUGGUGACCAAGGUCUCGGGGCAGUCUACACGAGCCGGGUCGCUGUCGUACUACAUCGCCAGCGGUAACCUGGACGGCGCGUUUCACAUCGACCAGCUUUCUGGUGAGCUGUCCAUCAAAAAGUCGCUGGAUUACGAGAGCGUGGACGAGUACGUGCUCUGGAUCGAAGCGCGAGAUCAAAGCUUCCCGCCGUACUCCGCCUACGAGAGGAUCGAAAUCACCGUCCUGGACGUUAACGACAACAGUCCGGUGUUCCACCAGGAACCGUUCCACGCCGAGAUUCUGGAGAACGUGUCGCCGCAGCGAGUGCUGGUGGUGUCGGCUCUCGAUCAGGACAGCGGACCUAACGGGCAGCUGGAUUACACCAUGACCGACGGGAAUAAAGAGAACAGCUUUGCUAUCAACCGCGGCACCGGCGAGAUCCGCACCACAAGGCCGCUAGACCGGGAGAAAGUGGGCCGGUACGUCCUAAAAGUCCAAGCCAGCGACCGCGGCACGCCUCCGAGAAGCGCCGGCGUCAAAGUCAUCAUCAACGUUCUAGAUGUGAACGAUAAUGCGCCGAGGUUUUCCAAAAUCUUCAGCGCGACGGUGCCCGAGAACGCGCCUGUCGGCUACACCGUGACUCGAGUGACCACCACUGACGAGGACGCCGGCGCCAACGCGGUCAGCCGCUACACCCUAAACGAUGCGAGUCUCCCGUUCAGUAUUAACCCCAGCACCGGGGACAUAACCAUCAGCAGGCCGCUGAACAGAGAGGACACUGACCAUUACAUCGCCAGAGUCUCAGCCCACGAUUCGGGCUGGACCGUGAGCACCGACGUUACCGUAUUCAUCACCGAUGUUAACGACAACGCCCCCAAAUUCACCAAGCCGUCGUACUACCUGGACUACCCUGAACUCACCGAGGUGGGCUCGCUGGUCACGCAGGUCUCAGCCACAGACCUCGACCAAGGGUUCAACGGUAAACUCUUCUACUUCAUCAGAUCUCAGUCCGAAUACUUCCGGAUCAACUCCAGCACCGGCGAGAUAUUCACGAAGCAGCAGCUCAGGUACCAGAACUCCACCGGGCACAGCAACGCCAACGUGAACCGGCACAGCUUCAUCGUCACGGCGUCCGACCGGGGCGUCAAACCUCUGAUGAGCGAAACCACGGUGAUCGUCAACGUCGUCGACAGCAACGACAACCCGCCCGCCUUCGAGGCGCCCUCGUACUUCACCCCCGUCACCAAGAGCGUCAAAGUGGGAACCAGACUCAUCCAAGUCACGGCGCACGACGACAAAGACUUCGGCGUGAACUCCGAAAUCGAGUACGCCGUAACAGCGGGCAACGGGUCGAGCAAGUUCCGCUUGGAAAAACAGAGCGGUUGGGUGACUGUGGCGUCCUCGCUGGCUCUCCUCGUUGAUAAGGUGUACCUGCUGGAGAUAACCGUGACAGAUAAAGGGAACCCGCCGCUGUCGGAUAAAACCACGCUUAAAAUUGCCGUCACCGAUGAGAAUCAUCACACGCCGGAGUUUUCCCAGAGCCAGGUUACCGCGACGGUGUCGGAAAGCCUGAGCGUCGGGACGGCCAUCCGCACUCUGUCUGCGAGAGACAAGGACAAGGACAAACACAUGAACGGACUCGUGACGUACAACGUCUCCUCAGGGAACGACGACGGACUGUUCACCGUCAACAGCAGAACCGGCGUCCUGUCUCUGGCUAAACCUUUAGAUUACGAACAAACACAAAAGCACGAGCUCAGAGUCUCGGCCACGGACGGAGGCUGGAUCUCCAAGACGAGCUACGUUACCGUCACCGUUCACGUCACCGACGUUAACGACAACCCGCCGGUCUUCGAUCCCGAUGAAUACUUCCCGGUCGUGCAGGAGAACGUACCGAGCGGAACCACGGUGGUGAAACUGAACGCCACGGAUAAAGACUCCGGCCCCAACGCCGUCCUGGCGUACGUCAUACAGUCCUCAGACAGCGACCUGUUCGUCAUCGAUCCCAACACCGGAGUCAUCACCACCCAAGGUUUCCUGGACUACGAAGCCAAACAAGUGUACCAUCUAACCGUCAAAGCGUUUAACGUCCCCGACGAGGAGCGCUGCAGCUUUGCGAAUGUCAACAUUCAGCUUCAGGGAGCCAAUGAGUACGUCCCGCGCUUCGUCUCUAAGCAGUACUACUUUGAGGUUUCGGAGGCUGCGGCGAGGGGCACGGUGGUCGGAGAAGUGUUUGCGAGCGACAGGGACCUGGGAAAAGACGGCGUGGUGUAUUACUUGAUUUUCGGACGAGGCCGUAGGAAAGGUUUCGGAAUCGAUCAACACACGGGCCAGAUCUUCGUCGCCGGACCUCUCGACCGUGAGAAGGAGGAGAAAGUUUCUUUAAAAGUGCUCGCCAAAAACUCAGGAAGCAUCAGAGGGGCGGACAUCGACGAAGUCUUGGUGAAUAUCACGAUCCUCGACGCCAACGACCCUCCCGUGUUCACCCAGGACCUCUACGACGUCCAGGUCAGCGAAGGUCUGUCACCUGGAGGUCUGGUCACCUUCGUCAGUGCCGAGGAUUCGGAUUCGGUGCCGAGCUGGAGCAGGUUCACGUACUCCAUCCAGUCUGAUCGUAGAACUUCUGCCUUUACCAUCAACCCACAGACCGGACAGGUAUCCGUGGCGGCCGAGCUGGAUCGUGAGACCACGCCCGUGUACAACCUGACCCUGCUGGCUGUAGACUCCGGCUCGCCUGCGGCCACCGGCACGGCCACACUGAUCGUCACUCUGGAGGACAUUAACGACAACGGGCCGACGUUACUCACCACACGUGGGGAGGUCAUGGAGAACCAGAGGGCAGGAACACCAGUGAUGACCCUCAGCUCUAAAGAUCCCGAUCUGGCACCAAACCAGGGGCCGUUCUCAUACAGCCUGCUCGCGGAUGCACCGUCUGCGGCUCACUUCACGCUAACCUCAUCCGGCAAGCUUAGCACCAGUCGAGAGAUCGACAGGGAACAAAUCAGCGACUUCUACCUCCCCGUGGUCAUCAAAGACUCCGGCGUUCCUCAGAUGUCCUCCACAGGAACCGUUCACAUCAAAGUGAACGAUCAGAAUGAUAACCCCUCCCGGUCUCGCUCCGUCGAAAUCUACGUGCACUACUUCGGAAACAUGUUCUCCGGAGGUUCUCUCGGCAUCGUAAAGCCCGAUGAUCCGGACAUACAGGACAUGUUCAGCUGCAGCGUGAUCCCUCCUGCCGCGAGCCUGUUCAGCAUCCCUGCUGGAACCUGCGACCUUAACUCGAACGCCCGCUCCACCGAUGGCACAUUCGACCUCACCGUGCGCAGCAGCGACGGCGUCCACGCUUCCGUCAACAGCAGAGUUCGAGUUUUCUUUAUCGGGUUCAGUAAUGCGACGGUCGAUAACAGUAUUCUGAUCCGGCUCGCUUCCCGGAGCGUCUCCGACUUCCUUGGCGAGCACUACCUCAACUUCGUGCGCGUCGCUAAUUCACAGCUGGCGGGGCUGGGCACUGGAGUUCAGCUCUACGGGGCGUUCGAGUCCGACAACCGGACGUUCCUCAUGGCGGCCGUCAAACGUGGUCACGGGCAGUACGUGAACCCGAGUGGCGUGACCACCUUCUUCCAGAGUAUCAAAGAAGUCCUGCACAGGCAAAGCGGGGUCAAGAUCGACUCUGUGGACCACGAUCCCUGCACCCACAACCCGUGCCAGAACGGUGCCAGCUGCAAGCGACGCCUGGGCGUGGGAGCAGACACGACCACAGUCGAAAGCCUCCCGGUCAUCCUGGUCUCGAACCGCCCCCUACAGCCGUACGUGUGUGACUGCAGGCCGGGCUACGCCGGCAGCCUGUGCGAGACGGAUAUCAACGAGUGCCUUCCAUCGCCCUGCCAUAACGGCGGCACCUGCCACAACCUCAUCGGAGGCUUUUCCUGCUCCUGUCCGGACGGGUUCACCGGGACGGCCUGCGAGAGGGACGUCAACGAGUGCCUGUCCAACCCGUGCAGGAACGGAGCGCUGUGCCAAAACUAUCCCGGUGGCUUCAGCUGCCUGUGCAAGUCUGGAUUUGCAGGAAAAAGCUGCGAGUCCGUCAUCAAUUACUGCGAGUGCAACCCCUGUUUCAACGGAGCUUCCUGCCAGAGCCGCGCCGAGGGCUAUUACUGUCACUGUCCGUUCGGUGUUUUUGGGAAACACUGUGAGCUGAACAGCUACGGGUUCGAGGAGCUCUCCUACAUGGAGUUCCCCAGCCUGGACCCCAACAACAACUACAUUUACAUCAAGUUUGCCACGCUGAUGGAGAACGCCCUGCUCAUGUACAACCACGACAACCAGACGGGCGACAGGGCCGAGUUCCUGGCUCUGGAGAUUACCGAAGGGCGCGUGAGGUUCUCCUUUAACCUGGGCGGUGGAACCUACAGACUCAUGACCACGGUCUGGGUCUCGGACGGGGAGUUCCACACCGUCGUGGCCAGAAGAGCCGGCAUGGCGGCGUCUCUCACCGUGGAUCAGUGUGGUGAGGACCAGGAGCCGGGGUACUGCACCGUGAGCAACGUGGCCGUUCAUACAGACUGGGUUCUGGACGUUCAGCCGAACCGUUUGUUGGUGGGGGGCGUCCGGUCCAUCGAGCCGCUGCUGCGCCGGAACAAUCAGGUCAUCACACACGACUUCACCGGCUGCAUCAUGGAGUUCUCCAUCAACGGCCGUCCACUCGAACCCUCACAGGCCCUGAGCUCUCUAGGAAUCCUGGACAGAUGUCCCAGGAUGGAGGGUGCGUGUGUCGCCAACCCCUGCAGACACGGCGGGACGUGUUUGGACAUGUGGUCAUGGCAACAGUGCCAGUGUGCCGAAGGACUGACAGGCAAAUACUGCGAGAAAUUCGUCUCGGCGGACUCGGCGCUCUCUCUGGACGGUAGCGGACGCUUCGAUUAUUCUCUCCGUCAGAGCUGGAAGAGAGACGUGAUGAUGCGCCGGAACCUGCACAGCAGCCUGGAGCUGAAGUUCCGCACGCGCAGCAAAUCAGGAACGCUGAUCCACGUCCAGGAGAACUCCAACUACACAACUGUCAGACUAAAGAACGGGAACCUGCAGUACGUGUCAGAGGCGGGCGUGGCCGGGAAGGUGGAGAGGAUUGUGGGAGAUGGAGUUUUCUCAGAUGGUCAGUGGCACACAGUGGUGCUACAGAGGAACGUCUCGUCCACCAGCGUCCUGAUCGACCGCACCGUCCUGCGCCUCAUCACACACCCCACACAGGACUUCGGGGGGCUGGAGGUCCUGACGCUGUCGCUGGGGGGGGAACCGCCGCGGAGCAACCAGCAGAACAACGCACCAGGAUUCGACGGCUGCUACGAGUACGUGAAGUACAACGGCGAGCUCCUGCCCUUCUCCGGCGACCACCGGACCGUCUCCGUGUCCGUCUCCGGGCCGGACGACUCUGUGAAGAUCGGCUGCCGCGGGCCGAACAUGUGCGCCAGCGCCCCCUGCUGGGACGGCAUGAUGUGCGUGAAUCAGUGGUUCAGUUACCAGUGCGUGCCGCCGGGGGACUGCGCGUCCGGUCCCUGCCGUAACGGGGGCAGCUGCGUCCCGGGGCCCCGCGGCGGCUUCAGCUGCGCCUGCGACGAGAUGCACACGGGGCAGACGUGCGAGACCCUGGUGGCGUGUCUGGGCGUGACGUGUCCUCAGGGGACGGCGUGUACGCUGGACAGUAACGGCGGAUUCAUCUGCAGCGCCGGCGCCGGCACCGAGGAGUUCGUUCUGCCCAUCUGGGCGGUGCCGGCGAUCGUGGGCGGCUGCGCCAUGGUUCUCGCCCUGCUGGUGCUCGGGCUCAUACUGCACAACCACUGCAAGGGCGGCGGGAAGACGGCGGUCCCCAAAGAGAAGAAGGAGAAGAAGAAGAAGAAGAAGAAGAAGGGGAGCGAGAACGUGGCGUUCGAUGAUCCGGAUCACAUGGGCGACGUGGACAUGACGGUGCGGAAGCAGCCGGAGGGAAACCCCAAACCCGACAUCAUCGAGCGGGAGAAUCCGUACCUCAUCUACGACGAGACCGACCACCCGGAGAGCUGCGACGCCGUCCCGAGCGCCCCGGAGAUCGCCGACAUCGAGCACUACGACAUCGACAACGCCAGCAGCAUCGCACCCUCCGACGCAGACGUCGUCCAGCACUACAAACAGUUCCGCAGCCACACCCCCAAAUUCAGCAUCCAGAUCCAGCGCCACAGUCCGCUGGGAUACGCCCGCCAGUCGCCCCUAACCCUGGGCGCUUCCAGUUACGCCUACCAACCUUCCUAUGCCCCGGGUCUCCGCCAGACCCCGCUCAGCCACGCCCCCUGCCCCACACCCACCCCGCUUUCCCGCCACAGCCCGGCUCACUUCUCCAAACCGCCUGCUUUCUACCGGAACACGCCCACGCGGGAGAUGAACCUGAACCUGGCGCGGCGGGACGGCAGCCCGCUGGACUUCCACGCAGACGCCUGCCAGUCGGCCGUCUUCAACUACACGGCGUCGCGUCUCGGCCGGCGCAGCAAGAGUCCGCAGACCAUGGCGGGUCACGGGUCGCGGCCGGGGAGCCGCCUGAAGCAGCCCAUCGAGCAGAUCCCGCUGGAGACCGGUCCUCCCAUCGGACUGUCCAUCGAGGAGGUGGAGCGACUCAACACCCCGCGCCCGAGGAACCCCAGCAUCUGCAGCGCCGACCACGGACGCUCGUCCUCCGAGGAAGACGCCAGACGUCCCCUCUCGCGCGUCCGGAACCCCGCCGAUGGAAUCCCGGCCCCGGAUUCGUCCUCCGACAGCGACUCGCACGAUUCCUUCACCUGCUCCGAGAUGGAGUACGACCGGGAGAAACCGGUCAGCUACGGGUCCCGAGUCCCCAAACUCUCACAGGUCAACGAGUCCGACGCCGACGACGACGAGGAUUACGGUGGAGGAGGAGGAGGGAGGAUCAAGCAAAGGAGGUACUCCAGCCGCCGGGCAGAGGGCGGGGCCGGCAGCGGUCGAGGUGCUUUCGGGGAGCACCAGCAUCACACGUUGCCUCACAAACUGGGUCAAAGCUCGGGCAACUUCAACUGGGACAGCCUGCUGAACUGGGGACCCGGGUUUAGCCACUACGUGGACGUUUUUAAAGACUUAGCCAUGCUUCCGGAAAAUUCCAACGUGCUCGAAAUGAACAGCGGCGACGGUUCGGUUACCAUCGUCGCCGAGGGAGAGGCGGAGCAGUACGUAUGAGGCGUCCUCUCUCCUCACGGACCGUCCGGGACUGGCGCCGAGAGACGGCGGACGCUAGCAAUAAUAAACACUUCCGUUGUUUUAUUUUCACGUUGUAUUUUGGUACUUGUAUUUGUAACGAGACGAGCUGGAAUGCAGUGAGGCGGAGCGACACUCCGCUGAUCCGUCGAUCCUGAUCCUGUACAAUAAAAGACUGGUGGAGCGGAGGGACGGUCUCACUUCAGAGUAAACAGUCGGGUCCGAAAAGCUCACAGACGAGGAUUUGUUUCAUUUGGGGGAUUUACAGAUGUUUACAUGCACACUAAUACUGCGAACCUGCUCGGUCCCGCCCGGAACGACUCCAUUUAUAAUAAAUCAUAAGAUUUUGAUCUCAGCAACCCUAAAAAAGCUUAAAUAAGACCGUCUGAUAAAUAAGAGGCGUGUGGAGUGUUUGAACCGGUAAUUUGGACCUGGCCGGGCGUCCACAAGAACACAAUCGGGCGUGUUUGAUGGAGGGAGGGUCGAACGGGGUCCGGUGUUUGUCUGUACGCAUUGCGGCUCUCUGUGGCAGCACAACACUGGCAGGUUAUAAGAAGUAACUGUGGAUUGGAACCGUUUAAAAGGGGGGGUGGUGAUUCAGCUCUCCACAAUCUGGAAUUGGAUAUGACUAAAUUGCGUCCAUACGUGUCCAGUUUGUCUGUCGACAUAAUAUGCUAUUGUGCUCUUUAGGACUCCCAAAUACAGAUUGCCAUGGUAUUGAUUAGAGUCCAAAUGAUUUUUUUUUGUGGUGUGGGAAUUUGGGACGGGCGUGUGUUACCUGGUUGACGUACCUGCUCAGUGUCGUUUUUUUUCCAGAUGUUAAACAGAACUAUCGUCGAGCGUGUCGUCUUUACGUUGACUCAGACCCUUGGAUGCCGCUCCAGCGUUAAAUAUUCCCCCUCAGAUCCCGUAGACGUUUAUCAGAGCUCCUUAACGACCUUCUACACUUCUGCUCACAUUCUUCCACGCAGCUCAGAGCCGGCGGGAGGAUGUGGCGGUUUUACAAGCGCCGCCACCACAUGAACUCAAUCAAUCCCCCCCAAAACACCGAGCCUGAUCCAGAGGUUUAGAGCGCCGCCGAGAACCUCUAUCAAAAAAUAAUAGCGCUCUGUCCGGUGAUAUUGGCUCUGACAUGAGAAAACACGAAGCCGGCGGAGCAGGAACGCGGCGCUACGAUCAGUUUCAGAAGCCGCCUUUUCUGAACUCUGAUCUCUGCGUUUAUCCAGACCGAUCUGAGCUGCAAUCUGAUUUAGGAUCGUCGCUCUAACGCUGGUAUGAUUUCAGACUUCAUUAUCGUAUCCGCGUCUCGACUCCAGAGAAACAUCCAGCGAGUGAUUCGGGAACUCUGGGUUUGUAGAUUCAGAUCUGAUUGUCACAGCAGCGCACUAAUAAAUAAAAACGAUGCAGUGCAUUUAGGCGCCCUCUGCUGGUGGCAGGAGGACUGCAGGCUGGCACACGCUGCUCUCUCUGUGUUCUUCUCCCAGGCAGAAGGAGGCGCUCUUGAAACAUCGUGUGCCCGACCAGACUGGCACUGCCAAGACCCAGAUUGUUCAGGCUAAAGAGGCGUGAACAGAACGUCCAUAUAUCAGCAGCCACAAUGCUUUAUUGGCGCCCCCUGCUGGUGAAUUGUGACCUCAAGAAUAACAUUUUAUUACUCCCCUCAGCAGGUAAAAAGCAGGACGCCCCCUGCUGGUAAUUUGGGACUUCACAAGAACAUUUUAAUGAAGGCUUUAGCUGGUGAAUCAUCUCAUCAAUAAUGUUUGAUUGCUCCCCCUGCUGGUGAAUCAUGAUAAUUCUGUUGAUUACAUUUUAUUGGCGCCCCCUGCUGGUGAAUUGGGACCCUGUGAGUAAUAUUCUAUUAAUGUCCUCAGCAGGUGAAAUAAGAUUUUGCAAGUACUGUCUUAUUGGCGCCCCCUGCUGGUGAAUUUAGACCUUGUGAAUGACAUUUUAUUGGUGCCCCCUGCUGGUGAAUCAGGACCAGUCGAGCUCUGGACCGUUCAGAUAAAUCGUGACGGGAUUAUUAGUUCUGUACGUCGGUGGCGUCUGUGAUUUCGGACCCGACCGCUGAAGAGGGAGAAGUGCACGUGUGGGUGGUGCGCAGAUUAUCGGUGGAAGGUUCGUGUCCUGUUCUGUAGGAGCCGCUGCUGAAGCAGAAGUAUGUGGACGCUAAAGGAAAGCAGCGGUGUAGAGUUUGUGAUGAAGAGUUUCAGUGUUUUAAUGAUGAACUUUUUUAUUAACUUAAAGUGAUUAAGACGUGUUUUCAUGAUGAUUGUGUUUGAUAUGCUGGAGAUAAUAAUAAUAAUGAUCCUCUCAGAGCGGAGGAGACGUUUUAUUUUGUACCUUUGUUACUCAUGUCGUCGUAUUUUUCACUUCCUUUGUGGUUGUUAAAACUAUAACAUACUGUAACGCUUCAUACGUGUAAGAGCCAAUAACAGAAUAAACAAUAUUUAUUUAAAGAGACGCAACUAAUCACUAACGCAACACCAGGCCGAACAUGAGCGGCUGUGGCACGAAUCAGAAUCACGCCGGUGAGUCGAGAGGUUUCAAUAAAGUCUGAAUAAAGUUUCCAGAGCGACUGAAGAUGUGUGUGGGAUCUCGACCCAAAAU
Messenger RNA from Trichomycterus rosablanca, 17502 nucleotides. It is a transcript of the gene fat4, whose product is annotated as FAT atypical cadherin 4. The record is from RefSeq and is a predicted model, not a curated record. Gene Ontology annotation, cellular component: catenin complex; plasma membrane. The coding region runs from base 1 to 14877 and encodes 4958 amino acids. NCBI's taxonomy places the organism in Eukaryota, Metazoa, Chordata, Actinopteri, Siluriformes, Trichomycteridae. Gene Ontology annotation, biological process: homophilic cell-cell adhesion. Gene Ontology annotation, molecular function: cadherin binding; calcium ion binding. The transcript is spliced from 18 exons.